Nymphalis io (European peacock) is the source of this 3291-nucleotide messenger RNA. RefSeq names its product annulin-like. NCBI's taxonomy places the organism in Eukaryota, Metazoa, Arthropoda, Insecta, Lepidoptera, Nymphalidae. Gene Ontology annotation, biological process: peptide cross-linking. Bases 266 to 2563 code for a protein of 765 amino acids. Gene Ontology annotation, molecular function: protein-glutamine gamma-glutamyltransferase activity. The record is from RefSeq and is a predicted model, not a curated record. The transcript is spliced from 12 exons.
AAUCCAGCGCUUGGUGCGCACGCGUCGAUCGUAUAUAUCGAAAAUAUACUAUUAAUUGGGUAUUAAUACGCUUUCAAGUGGGUUACGUUGUGUAGCCGAGCGUUGAACCUCUAAUUUAGGCUUUGUUUACACAGUGGCAAACUGUUCAAACGUUGCGAGUUUGGAGUGCUUUGAGAGGUGAUCUAAGCGUUGUUCUUGUGGAAUUUGGUUAAUUAACGCUAAAAUAUCAUUGACGAUAUAUGUAUAUGACUUUUGGUAACACAACAUGGGUACAGUGAAGAGUAAGCUAGCUAAUGUAUGCCCAACUAGGUGUGGAUGCUGUGGGCUCUCGAGGUCAGAUUCGUAUGACCUAAAAGAUCUACCUCGACCACCGCGAUUGGAUACAUCAAACAAUGUCAUUAGCGGAACGAGACAAGGUGUCCUCGCUGUGCAAGGUAUCGAUUUUUGCAUCGAAACUAACGGGGAAAAUCAUCACACGAACAAAUUCAAUCUCAUGUCAAAAGACGUUGACAGGUGUCUUGUUAUAAGACGAGGCCAGGCCUUCAAACUUGAUAUUCUUUUAAAUCGACCAUAUGAUGCGAGCAGAGAUGCCGUUUCUUUUAUCUUUUAUGUGUCAGAUGUCGAAAAGCGUGGGCCGUCAGGAGAUACGUCAGCGGCAGUUCCUAUGCUGGAGAAAGGAUCCGAAACCUUAGGUGCAUGGAAUGCUGUGUAUGACGGUCAAAUGGAUUCUCAUCUCAUGGUCGCAGUGACCGCAGCCGCUGACUGCAUUGUUGCUGCGUGGAGCAUCGACGUUGACACCAGAUUGAAUGGUGGCGAAUCACUUAGCUACACCCAUCCACUACCCAUAUACGUUCUCUUCAAUCCAUGGUGCUUAAAUGAUAGUGUUUACAUGCCAGGACAUAGUCAUCGAGAGGAAUACGUACAAGAAGAUGGUGGGCUUAUGUAUAGAGGCGUGUAUAACGUAAUCAAACCUAUACCAUGGUAUUAUGCGCAGUAUGAGAAGGACAUAUUGGAAUGUGCAUUGUACCUAGUCAGAGAGGUUGGAAAGGUCAAAGGUCGCGCGAGAGGCGAUCCCAUCAGAACGGUCCGAGCGUUGUCAGCUGCAGUCAAUGUUCAAGACGACAGUGGAGUCUUGUUCGGUAACUGGGCCACAGAAUUAAGUGAAUACAGUGGAGGCACACAUCCUCUGAAAUGGGUCGGAUCAUUAUCAAUAUUACAGAAGUAUUAUGAGAAGAAGAAACCAAUCAAGUAUGCGCAGUGUUGGGUCUACGCUGGAGUUUUAACAACGAUUUGUAGAGCAUUAGGAAUCCCCUGUAGACCAGUAACAGGAUAUGACGCAGCACACGACAGUCAAGGCAGCCUAACUAUUGACAUAAUUAAAGAUGAUGAAGGCAACACACUCGAGGAUUUCACCAGAGAUUCAAUUUGGAACUAUCACGUGUGGAACGAGGUAUGGAUGGAUCGGCCAGACUUAGGAACCGAGUACAGCGGCUGGCAAGCUAUUGACUCGACACCACAAGAAACCUCAGAGGAUGUUUACCGAUGUGGUCCGGCGUCAUUACGAGCAGUACGAGACGGUGAAUUGCAGCGACCUUACGACGCUUCCUACGUUUUUGCACAAGUUAACGCAGAUAAGGUGUUAUGGAAAUACUCUGGUGAAAUUCAACCGUUAAAACUUUUAGCACGUGAUACAGUUUCAAUUGGGCAAAAUAUUUCCACCAAAGCGAUCGGUCGGAUGGAGCGCGAGGAUAUUACCAACCUCUACAAAUACCCAGAGAGAACCCGAGAGGAACGUGACACCAUGGAAAAGGCUCUGCGGAAAUCGGAAAGCAUAUUCGCGCGUUACUACCUUAAUGAUGCUUUUAAUGACGUUGUUUUUGAAUUCGAAUUGAGAGACGACAUUAAAAUCGGACAGGACUUUAAUGUGGUCUUGCAUAUAAAGAACCGUUCGACAAUCAAUGAACACCAGGUGAAAGGUGUGUUGCGAGUGGACACAGUCACAUACACCGGGGUGACCGGAGACGGAGUGAAGAGACAAGAUUUUGAUAUGGUUAUGGCUCCAGCAGCUAAAGAAAAAAUUACUUUGCUAGUCACAUUCAAUGAUUAUUACAAGAAAAUAGUUGACCAGGCAUCGUUCAACAUAGCUUGCUUAGCGACAAUUGUGGAUAGAAAUUUCGACUAUUUUGCACAAGAUGACUUCAGAGUACGAAAUCCUGAUAUUAAAAUAUCAUAUGACGGUAAACCAAUGUCACGACAAGAAUUUUUGGUCACAGUAAAAUUAGAAAAUCCUCUGCCCAUACCUUUAAAGAAUGGAAAAUUCUACAUACAAGGACCAGGUUUGGACAAACAACUUAAGAUUGAACUGAGCGAGAACGUAGCUCCUGGCGCUCUUGCCAGUGUGCAGUUUAAGUUGACACCGCCGUGGGCCGGUCGACACCAAAUAUCAGCUAAGUUCUCUUCAAAAGAACUGCAUGACGUGGACGGCUUCCUCUCAUUGAUGGUUUCACCUCCAGACACUAAUGGAAUUCCAUUAAUUGAUUCUAGCGAGGCACGAGAAAUUUAAAUAUAUAUGUCACUAAAAAAAUACUCACAAAAUUAUUCGACGUCCAGCUUUUGAAUGCGGAUAAGUCUGAGAUAUAAAACUGUAUGUUACAAGGAGUAAGAUAUAAUGAGAAUGAUUUAAAUCCCAUUUUUAAUACUAUUUGUUUGUGUAAGUUAGGACCAUCAUGUAGAAAUAAUGAUUUUUACGAUACAUGACAACAUAAUUAUUCUGCCUAUCGGGUCUUAUGCUGGUCAAAGGCCUAAGGUGUGCCAAAAGCAAUCGGCCCUCCGUAUCAUGUCGAAACUUUCUGUUUUAUCUGGCUGGAGGAUACCAUAAUUUGCUUUUGUCAAUUUGCGGCUCCUGUUCCACUCAAGCAUUCUAUACACUAAUGGCCAUCGCCUCUUUUAAAUGCGUCACCAGCGCACUGCCAUUUCAGUCUGGUAAUUUGCAAACUAUGUUGAUAGCUUCGGUUCUCCAGUCCAGUUUAAUCUCGUCCGGAUAAUCUCAUUCCCGAUUUCACUUUUAAAAUGUAAAAUAAAUAAAUAAAAAAAUAAAUGUGAUAACAUGUUGAAAUUAUAUUCAAUAUAAUGAUAAGAUUAAAAAAGUGUCCAUACUAUUAUUCAAUAUUUAGUUUUAUUACAAGUUUUACUUAUUUAUUUGUUAAGGUUUGCAAAAUUUUAUUUAUUUAUUGUUAAAAAAUAUAUCAAAAUAAAAAAUACCAAAUGUGUCAGAAAUUAUAAUUGGCAAUG